AACGUAUUUUCGUUUGAAUGUCGUCCUUCUCGACUUUUCAACUCUGCACUCUAAACCCAUCCGGCGAGAGCUGUCACUGCGCGCACUGCGGAGGAUUUGUUUUGGUUUUGGUUCGUUGCUGCAAGUGGGAGCGUGUGUGUAGGGCGGCUCACAGUCGAGAAGAAUCUCGGGCACGACAUCCCGCCGUUCGUGCUUCUAAUCAAUCAAACGGUCAAUAUUGGCAUACUUUGUUCUCACUAUCGGUUCGCCAAAUAAUAGCCGUUAGAUAACGCUUGCGAUUAAAACGCGAAACCCCCUCGUCACCGUGUCGUGAAAAUGAUUCGUUCAGUUUUGCUCCUGCGCUCCACGGGCAAGUGGUACUACGGUCGAUCCGGAUUGCGUUUGAGUUUCAACAGUGUGACGGCUUGCACAACGCGAACAAUGCACAGCAAUCCGCUGAAGCAGAGCCAGGCGUACGUCAAUGGCAGCUGGAUUGGGGCCCGGUCGGGCGCCACCUUCGACGUGCAGAACCCUGCCAACGGUGCGGUGCUGGGAGCGGUACCGGACAUGGCCCGGGAUGAUGUGCAGCUGGCCAUCGAUGCAGCGUACGACGCGUUCUACGAGCCGCGAUGGCAUAACAGCACCGCCAAGGAGCGGGCCGCCCUGUUGAAGAACUGGCACGCACUGAUGGAGAAGAACCGGCAGGAGAUUGCGAGCAUCAUGACGGCCGAGUCGGGCAAACCGCUGGUGGAAUCGCUCGGGGAAGUCGCGUACGGUAACUCGUUCGUCGAAUGGUUCGCGGAGGAGGCUCGCCGCAUCUACGGCGAGAUCGUCCCGUCGCCGGUCGCCAAUCGGCAGAUUAUGAUGACGCGCAAUCCGGUCGGUGUGGCGGGCCUGAUUACGCCCUGGAACUUUCCGCACGCCAUGAUCACGCGCAAAGCGGCCGCGGCCAUUGCGGCGGGCUGUACGGUGGUUAUAAAGCCGGCCGAAGACACGCCACUGACCGCGCUGGCGUUGGCUUGGCUCGCUGAGGAGGCCGGCUUUCCGAAGGGUGUUAUCAACGUGAUAACGAGCAGCCGAACGCACGCGGCCGAAAUUGGGCAGCUGCUGUGCGGUAGCGAUAAGGUGGCGGCCAUUUCGUUUACCGGCUCGACCGAGGUCGGCAAGCUGCUGUACCGGCAGUGCGCGGACGGGGUAAAGCGCAUCGGGCUCGAGCUGGGCGGCAAUGCACCGUUCAUCGUGUUUAAGUCGGCCGACAUGGAGAAAGCACUGACCGGGGCCAUGAACUCCAAGUUCCGGAACUGCGGCCAGACGUGCAUUUCGGCGAACCGGUUCCUGAUACAGGACGAGGUGCACGAUGAGUUCGUGACGAAGCUGAUCGAGCGCAUUCGCAAGCUGGCGAUCGGCGAUGGCAGUCGGGAUGGCGUACAGAUUGGUCCGCUCAUCAAUCAGGCCCAGCUGAAGAAGGUGGACCAGUUCGUGCAGGAUGCAAAGGACAAGGGUGCCAAAGUGCACACGGGUGGCAAAACACUGCCCGAGCUGGGUCCGCUCUACUACGAGCCAACGGUCGUGACGGAUCUGCGCGACAACAUGUUGCUUUACAACGAGGAAGUGUUCGGUCCGGUCGUGUCGGUGGUACGGUUCAAGACGGAAGCCGAAGCACUGGCCAUCGCUAACGGUACGCGGCGCGGACUGGCCGGCUAUUUCUUCUCGAACGAUCUGAACCAGGUGUUCCGGGUGGCGCGCCAGCUCGAGACGGGCAUGAUCGGCAUCAACGAGGGACUCAUCUCGGCGACGGAGGCUGCAUUCGGCGGCAUAAAGGAGUCGGGAAUUGGACGCGAAGGCUCACGCCACGGGAUCGAUGAAUAUGUCUACAUAAAAUAUCUGUGCUAUGGCAAUCUCCAGUAAGCUGGGUGUGCUAAUAAUAAGGCAAUAGGCACGGUAGGUGCUACUAGUCAUCUGCAACGCAAUGAAUAAUUCCGCAGCAUUAUAUGCAUAACUUGCGCACACUGAAACAUGCAACUCCAUUGUACGUCUUCCAUUUGCUUGGACAAGAAAAUACCAAUGCAUUAGGCAUUAAGUUAUAACUGUAUAUGUAAACGAAACUGUUUAAUCAAUAAAUCACAUCUAAUGAAGAGUA
Molecule: messenger RNA, 2119 nt
Organism: Anopheles coluzzii
Lineage: Eukaryota; Metazoa; Arthropoda; Insecta; Diptera; Culicidae
Gene: Ssadh
Product: succinate-semialdehyde dehydrogenase [NADP(+)] GabD
Exons: 2
Coding region: 316-1887 (523 amino acids)
Molecular function (GO): succinate-semialdehyde dehydrogenase (NAD+) activity
Source: RefSeq, a predicted model, not a curated record